Aspergillus campestris IBT 28561 is the source of this 711-nucleotide messenger RNA. Its product is annotated as putative NADH-ubiquinone oxidoreductase 178 kDa subunit. The transcript has 3 exons. NCBI's taxonomy places the organism in Eukaryota, Fungi, Ascomycota, Eurotiomycetes, Eurotiales, Aspergillaceae. The coding region runs from base 69 to 572 and encodes 167 amino acids. The record is from RefSeq and is a predicted model, not a curated record. Gene Ontology annotation, cellular component: mitochondrion.
UUAUUACUCAGUUCUCACGACCCCCUCUUACUCUCCCCUCCCCCCUCCUUCUUCCCCAAUUACAGAACAUGUUUCUUGCCCGGCGAUCCGUGGCGUCUACGCGCCUGUUGCUGCGGAAUCAGCAACCCCGUCGAUUGGGUUCCCAUGCCGCCCAUGCUGAGCCCGUGAACGAGGGCGUCGGUCGCAGCUUCUACGUAACCAUCGGUAGCAUCGCAUCCGGCCUCGUCCUCUACCGCCUCAGCCAGUCCGACUCCCCCUCAUGGAUCACCAACCUGAUCGAGAAGUGGACUCCCUCGGAGCAGCUGUUCGAGCACCGCAACGCCAUCCACACCGUCGCCAUGGAGAAGGCCGCCAAUGACCGUCACCUGUUUGGCAGCCAGGGUCCCCGUGAAUCCUACGAUCUGAAGCAGCACGAAGUCAGCUUCCACCCCGGCCCUCCCUAUAACAACAUCGCCGGCGGCGCCCCCGACUUGAGCCACGUCCGGGCCCACUACGAGCAGGAGCACAAGACCAAGGAGGAAGCUCGUGCUCUGAGGGCUAAGGAUGGCAAGGCUGUGAGCUUGUACGAUUAGAUUAAAAUCAUAUGUAUCUUUCUUUUUUAUGAUCUUGCUGUGUUGUAUCGUUCUCAGUGGACGGGAUGCAAUGGAUAGAUGCCGGAGGAAUUGAUGGCUGGCAUGGUGUACAUAGGAUGCGGAAGCUAAGGAUCUUCUA